Molecule: messenger RNA, 642 nt
Organism: Gordionus sp. m RMFG-2023
Lineage: Eukaryota; Metazoa; Nematomorpha; Gordioida; Chordodea; Parachordodidae
Product: small ribosomal subunit protein mS33-like
Exons: 3
Coding region: 51-470 (139 amino acids)
Cellular component (GO): mitochondrion
Source: RefSeq, a predicted model, not a curated record
UUAGAACUAUCUCAUAUGUUGUAAAAAUAAAAUCUCGCAUUCAUUUUUUAAUGAAUUUAAUUUUAAUUCGGAAUUUUACUAAAGCACAUUUUCCUAAAAGAUUCAAUUAUUUGGAAAAAGUUUCUUAUGAUGGAAUGUCUGAUUAUGCUAAAAAAAUGGAGCAAUUAAGCCGUCAGAUAUUCAAUGAGGUUGUAAGCCCUACUGAGAAAACAAGUAUGCGAGUUGUGGAAAGGCAUUCAUAUAUUCCUUUAUAUAAAAAUCCACAUUACGUUAAAUGGUAUCCAAGAUUAUCAGAAAUAACAAAAUUAAUGGGAAUAUUAAGAGAUCAUGGGCUUUAUAGAGAUGAACAUUUAGAUUUUCGAGAAGAAUAUGCUCGCUUAAGAAUACUGAGAGGCAAAAUGCCUUUUGUUCCUAAAGAUAAAAGGACUGGUGAAAAAAUCAUACGAAAAGUUAAAACACCUGAAUACUAAUUUUUAAUCCUAACAUUUUAUUAAGAUCAUUUCAAAUUUUAUAUUUGUAUAAUGUAUUACAUAAUAGUGGAAUAUUUGUUUUAAUAUUGUAUAAGAUGAUUAAAAAACUAACUGUUAUAUGUGAAGAAAUAAUUUUACAAAUAUGUAAUUAUUACUUUUCCAGAAUCUGAUG